This is a messenger RNA of Carassius carassius (crucian carp), 5455 nucleotides long. RefSeq names its product roquin-2-like. The coding region runs from base 311 to 3439 and encodes 1042 amino acids. Gene Ontology annotation, molecular function: metal ion binding. The record is from RefSeq and is a predicted model, not a curated record. The transcript is spliced from 20 exons. NCBI's taxonomy places the organism in Eukaryota, Metazoa, Chordata, Actinopteri, Cypriniformes, Cyprinidae.
UCAUGGGAGUGUACCUGCUCAUGCUGAACAUGUCGCGCUGUCAGGGAAUGCGCUCCCAAAUCGCUGGAAAUUACAGAUAUGAUUUAAUGUGAUGUCCGGACGCAAUCAAAAGGACGCCAAAAAAAUCGGGAAAAAGAAGUUCGGCUCGGCUGUGAAUAACGGAAUGCGAUGAAGAAUUUGGUUUUGAAAGCGAAGUGCACAUAAACUAUGAACGGAUGAUACUCUGUGUCGCUUGCGGUGUGUUUAAGGGACCGGGGCGAGGCAUCAUGCGAUCUACCUGAGCGUGAUUGUUCCACCUGGAGGUUACAGGAUGCCGGUGCAGGCAGCUCAAUGGACUGAGUUUCUAUCCUGCCCCAUCUGCUAUAAUGAGUUUGACGCCUGCAGCCACAAGCCCAUCAGCCUGGGCUGCUCGCACACCGUUUGCAAGACGUGCCUGCACAAACUGCACCGCAAGGCCUGUCCUUUUGACCAGACGGCCAUUAGCACUGACAUUGAUGUGCUGCCUGUCAACUGUGCCCUCCUGCAGCUGGUGGGGGCACCGGUUCCGGAGGGAGAGAAUGUGAGUGUGGGCAGUGUUGAAGAGACAAGACAUUAUGAAGUGUGCAGGAUCUGUGUGGAGGAGCUGGCGCUGUAUCUCAGACCAAUCAGUGGAGGAAAAGGUGUAGUGACCCUCAGUCCGAGCACGCUCAGUAGACCCAUGCAGAGGAAGCUGGUGACCCUGGUGAACUGCCAGCUGGUCGAGGAGGAGGGGCGUAUGAGGGCGGUCCGGGCGUGCAGAUCUCUGGGUGAGCGCACCGUCACUGAACUGAUCCUGCAGCACCAGAACCCACAGCAGCUCUCCGCCAACCUAUGGGCCGCUGUUCGGGCCCGCGGCUGUCAGUUUCUAGGACCUGCCAUGCAGGAAGACGGUCUGAAGCUGGUGCUGCUGGCUCUGGAGGACGGCUCGGCUCUCUCGAGGAAGGUUCUGGUGCUGUUUGUGGUGCAGAAACUAGAAGCACGCUUCCCUCAGGCGUCUAAGACCAGCAUCGGUCAUGUAGUUCAGCUGCUGUACCGCGCCUCCUGCUUUAAGGUGACCAAACGUGAUGAGGACUCCUCCCUCAUGCAGCUCAAAGAGGAGUUUCGCACGUAUGAAGCCCUGCGGCGUGAGCACGACGCUCAGAUCGUUCACAUCGCAAUGGAAGCAGGACUGCGCAUCUCACCGGAGCAGUGGUCGUCUCUGCUGUACGGGGAUCUCAUGCACAAAUCUCACAUGCAGUCAAUCAUAGACAAGCUUCAGUCCCCAGAAUCCUUUGCAAAGAGCGUGCAGGAGCUCACUAUAAUCCUGCAGAGAACAGGAGACCCAGCCAACCUCAACAGCCUCAGAGCUCCUCUCGAGCGGCUGGCCGGCAUCGACCACAACCCUGAUGCGGCCGCUCCGUCCUGGACAGAGCUGGAGAGUGUGUUAUUGGCUGUGAAGGUUGUUGUCCACGGGCUGGUGGAAUUCAUCCAAAUCUUCAGCAAAAAGUCCAGUGAAAGCCCCCAGGCUCAACCCAACAGCAAGUACAAGACGAGUAUGUGCAGGGACUUACGGCAGCAGGGCGGCUGCCCAAGAGGGGCCAGUUGCACUUUUGCCCACACGCAGGAGGAGCUUGAGAAGCACAGAUUGAGGAAUAGGAAACCCAGUGGGGCGGUGAGGCCCUUCCCAUCAGUUCCAGUGGUUGUGCCCAAAACGGGCACCAAAGGAGCAGUCCCAGGGUCAGAGGUGAAGAACCAUGAGAAAGACGCCCCAGAGGAUGCAUCUCCCACUCAACUCAUCCCAAGAGGAGGAGACCACCAGGAGGACAACACACUCCCCAAUAGUGCUAACGGACUGCCUGCUGCCAACGUAGACCAAAAUUCUGUCAGUGGGAGCCAGUCCUCUGCAAUAGCUUCAAGACUGUGUACAGAGGAUGACUGUGGUCUCCUCAAACACGGGCCUGUCCUCACGAGAGCUCAUCCUAAGAUUUACUAUUCUCAGGACCAGAGACCAUAUGACCUGUCACCCUACCACCAACCUGCCUUUCCUCCUCACAAGUCAUGCAACGCUCGUUUUCAUCGUUCCAGCAAUGUGACCGAAUCCAUGUUACCCCCUUCGAUGGGCCCUCUGUACCCAGAUCAGCACCCCUCUAUUCCUCCUGCAGACAGAUUAGGCCCUGCCCUGUAUGGCCCACCCUCGACCUACACCUCUAUGUCCCAUGCACAUGGCAUGUACACCCCAGUCUACGACAGCAGGCGCAUGUGGAGGCCUCCGCUGUAUCCCAGGGAUGGUGGGAGGAGUAACUCUCUCCCUCCAGAGGUUUUCCAUUCCACUGUCUACCAGCCGCCCCUCCGAGAGCGCUUCAACUCGCUGGACAGCCCCUACUGCAGCAGAGCGGAGCAGAAAGCGCCAAUGCACAGGGACACGUACUCCCGUGUUCCUCUUGGCUAUGAGGAUCUCUGUCGCCACAAACAGGAACAGUGGCUACAUCACCACAGCAACAUGAACAGGCCCCCUCAGUCCUCCCCAGACUUCACUGUGGAUAUGUGUCCUGAGCAUCCUGAAGGUGUAGGUGGUGGGCGUAUGACUUGUAAGUGUCAUGGUGGAGAAGAGAGUCUUGCCCACUAUUCGCCCUGGUCGUGCAGCACCAUCAGCCCAUUUGAGUCAGAGCCUCACCAUUUGUCAACCCACUCCUGUUCCAAACAGCUAGACAGCGAAAGUGGCGGCAAAUGGUGGCUGCACAUGUUCGAGCCCUACAGGCGACUGAAAGAUGAAGAUCCCAUCAUUCCUUUUGGAGAGGGGCCCAUAAUCUCUAAAUGGGGAGCCAUCUCCCGCGCUUCACGCACUGGCUUUCACACAACUGCCCCGGUCCAGUCCACUGCAUCGCAAGGGUGCGGCGGCACCACUUCAGUCAACUUCAGAGACUAUAGCUGUCAUAUUGGUCACAGUGACCUCAGAUGGGACCCACGUGGUUCUGACUCUUCUAGUCACUCCAGCUUUCUAGAAAGCGAUCAGCUGGUCGUGUCAGGGCUGCAUGUAAGGCACAGUUCCUUCAGCAGCGGGUCAAAGCAGGGCACAGAUCUGCUGGGGAAGGAUGGGACAGAGAGUGAGCCUGACAGAGACAUCAAGCUGGAGCUGUCCGCUCUGGACAUGGAGGACACAGAGACACAGGACUGCAACUCUGAGGACUCAAUGGAAACACAAAGCCACUACCAGAACAACCGCCUCUCUGCCAUCUUCUGUGAUCAAGCGGCAAGUUCUCAUUUGGAAAAUAACCUGCCUGUCAGAAUGGACGCCCAUCUUAUGAAGAAGAUGGCAUUCAGAAAGACCCUCUCUCCUGGAGACCUCAGUAUGGGGAAUAUGCAGAUGAGGACAUGCUCGCCCAUGCCUGGAGAUACUCUGCGACCCAGUCCAGGACCUGAGAUGCUGCUAAACGGGAACUGAAGGGUGCUGAAAACACCAGUCCUCCUCAUGGUCCGAUUCCAUGUGGUCAUGCCAAGAAUCCACCAUCCUCCUUAGGUAGAAGGUAGAGUUGCCCUUAUAGGAGUCAAUCGAGGCAGCGAGACGCAGCCGAAAGCCUUCUGUAUUCAUGUGUUCUCUUCAUAAGAGCUAGCUAUGCCCUGUAAUUGUAAUCACUCAUCAUCUGUUCAGAGUCUGUUUUUUUUUCUUAAUCACUGCUUGUGCAUGAAUGUUCACGUUGAGUCACAACUCCACCUCAGGUAACUCUUGACCUCAGCCAAUCAGAACUCUCUCCAAGACAGGAAAACAAUUACCCAUGUCCCGUAACUCUGUACAGAAGUGACGGUUCUCACUAGCUUUUAGCACACUGAGGAAACCAUAAUCUACUGUAUUAUUAUAUAGCAGACUCUUCCAAUAUAUAUUAAGAAUAACCAAGGUGCUUGGAAUCUAUAGUACAUGCAUUAUUAUUAUUAUUGCAGUGUUAGCCACUGAAAUGUAAUAUGCAUUAAUUGUUUGUUGGGCAUCAUUGUUUGAAAAAAAAAACACAUUAAUUGAUCAUUAUUUAAAUGUACUGCAUGUGUGUGCAUUGUGGUAUAUGUCUGGUAUCUCUAAGAGACAUUUCACAGGCAAUCAUUCAAUAUUUUGUAGAAAAAUUCAAAAGAAACAGUUCACCCAAAAAUGAAAAGUCUGUCAUUCUGAACACAGCAUUAACUUAUUUCCAAGUGUUAUUUCCAAGUCUUAUGAAGCCUUGCUAUAAAUUUGUGUGUGGAAUUUAUGCAGUUAAUCACUGGAAUUUAAUUGGCCAUUGGCAGUGUUGUAGUCGAGACCAGCUUGUUUGAGUCCAAGUCCACCCCUGAAUAAUUACGCUGAGUCAAGACUAAGACCAGAAGAGGGUUGAGUCUGACUCAGAGUUGAAGAAGACCAGAAGAGGGCCCAGUCCAAGUUAAGACCGAGACCAGAAGAUGGGCGGGUCUGAGUCAAGACAGAUACCAGAAAUGGGGGUGGAGUCUGAGUGAAGACAGAGACCAGAAGAGGGUUGAGUCUGAGUCAAGACAGAGACCAGAAGAGGGUGGAGUCUGAGUGAAGACAGAGACCAGAAGAGGGUUGAGUCUGAGUGAAGACAGAGACCAGAAGAGGGUUGAGUCUGAGUGAGGACAGAGACCAGAAGAGAGUGGAGUCUGAGUGAGGACAGAGACCAGAAGAGGGUUGAGUCUGAGUGAGGACAGAGACCAGAAGAGGGUGGAGUCUGAGUCAAGACAGAGACCAGAAGAGGGUUGAGUCUGAGUCAAGACAGACUAGAAGAGGGUUGAGUCUGAGUGAGGACAGAGACCAGAAGAGGGUUGAGUCUGAGUCAAGACAGAGACCAGAAGAGAGUGGAAUCUGAGUGAGGACAGAGACCAGAAGAGGGUUGAGUCUGAGUGAAGACAGAGACCAGAAGAGGGUUGAGUCUGAGUGAGGACAGAGACCAGAAGAGGGUGGAGUCUGAGUGAAGACAGAGACCAGAAGAGAGUGGAGUUUGAGUGAAGACAGAGACCAGAAGAGGGUUGAGUCUGAGUGAAGACAGAGACCAGAAGAGGGUUGAGUCUUAGUCAAGACAGAGACCAGAAGAGGGUGGAGUCUGAGUGAGGACAGAGACCAGAAGAGGGUUGAGUCUGAGUGAGGACAGAGACCAGAAGAGGGUUGAGUCUUAGUCAAGACAGAGACCAGAAGAGGGUGGAGUCUGAGUGAGGACAGAGACCAGAAGAGGGUUGAGUCUGAGUGAGGACAGAGACCAGAAGAGGGUGGAGUUUGAGUGAAGACAGAGACCAGAAGAGGGUUGAGUCUGAGUGAAGACAGAGACCAGAAGAGGGUUGAGUCUUAGUCAAGACAGAGACCAGAAGAGGGUGGAGUCUGAGUGAGGACAGAGACCAGAAGAGGGUUGAGUCUGAGUGAGGACAGAGACCAGAAGAGGGUGGAGUCUGAGUCAAGACAGAGACCAGAAGAGGGUUGAGUCUGAGUCAA